AUGCCAGCUGAAGUCAAACAGGAGCAGAGUCCCAGCAACGCCACGUCCCUGUCCAUGAUGCAGGAGCCCCAGGAGGUGAUGGAGGAGACGGUGACCAUUGAAGAGGACCCCGGGACUCCAACCUCGCACGUCUCCGUGGUAACCUCCGAUGAUGGGACCACCCGGCGCACGGAAACCAAGGAUAUUUCUCAGAACCUGAAGGUGACUAAAGUGAUCAAAACCAUCACACGCCGAACGUACCAUCCAGUGAUUCUGUCUGAGGGUCUCAUGGUGGAGUCCAGGCCCGUGACCCGCACCCCCACCCCCACCCCAGUGUCUGUUUGUGAGACCGCCCCGGGGGACACUGAACCAGUGACUAAAAUGGUGAAGACGGUGACCACGCGAACAGUGCGCCAGGUUCCCCUUGGCCCGGACGGCUUGCCCCUGCCCGAAGGAACCUCCCCUCUGGGCAGCUACGACUCGAUCGACCGGCGCUACAUGAAGAACGGAGGCUACAUCACCCCGCAAGCCACCUCCACCCUCACUCGCGCCUACAACAACUCCUACAACGACUCAUACGCGGACACGCCCGAGAGCCAGUACAUCCGGCAUUAUGCGCUGCACGAUGGCUAUGCCGGUCUGACAGACAACUACGGAAGCCUGUCCCGCGGGGUCAACUACCGGCCCCCGCGCUACCCCUACAUGCCGAACAGCUACCACCCUGAGAACAGCUACACUUUGCCGAUUCGCAAAGACGACUACGGUCACGUUGCGCAGCCGCAGGUGCCGAUGGGCAGCAGCACAGUGGAUUUGAACCGGUCGCAGCCGGAGAGGUUUCAGCCCGAGCCGUACGGGCUGGAGGACGAUAGGCGGAGCAUGGGAGCAGAGGAGGAGGAGCCUUACGAGCUGGAGCCGGAUUAUUCCACUGCAAACAGGCGCACUCUGCCGUCGGCCAACAGAGGGCGCACUCACCGGGAACCGCUGCGCAACGGGCCCCGAGUCAGGGGUUACCCAGACGAGGCGGUCGACGCAGUUGAGUUGAUUGACGACCGCCACCACCCAUACAUCCACGGCAUGUACUCCGCUCCGCUGGCCCAACCCGAGAGGGGAAGCAUGGCCAGCCUGGACCGCAUGGUGGGCCGCCGCUCCCCCUCCAUCGACAGCAUACGCAAAGACCCACGCUGGAGGGACCCCGACCUACCCGAAGUCAUCGCCAUGCUCGGACACCCAAUCGAUCCGGUGAAGUCCAACGCGGCCGCUUACUUGCAGCAUCUGUGCUACGAAAACGACAAAAUUAAGAAAGAUGUGCGUCAGUUGAAGGGAAUACCGGUGCUGGUGGGGCUCCUGGACCACCCCAAAUCAGAGGUGCAUCGUAAGGCCUGCGGGGCACUGCGAAAUAUCUCCUACGGGAAGGACAAUGACAACAAGGUGGCCAUCAAAAACUGUGACGGGAUCCCGGCUCUCGUCCGACUGCUGAGGAAGACCAACGACAUGGAGGUCAGAGAGCUCAUCACCGGAACCUUGUGGAACCUGUCGUCGUACGAGCCUCUGAAGAUGGUGAUCAUAAACCACGGCCUGCAGACUUUGACCAACGAGGUGAUCAUCCCUCACUCGGGCUGGGAAAACGAGCCCAAUGAAGACUCCAAGCCUCGAGACGCAGAGUGGACUACGGUCUUCAAGAACACUUCGGGCUGUCUCAGAAACGUGAGUUCAGACGGAGCAGAGGCUCGCCGUCGCCUGAGGGAGUGUGCUGGUUUGGUGGACGCCCUUCUCCACGCGCUGCAGUCGGCUGUCGGAAAGAAAGACAUGGACAAUAAGUCCGUGGAGAACUGCGUGUGCAUCAUGAGAAACUUGUCGUACCACGUGCACAAAGAGAUUCCAGGAGCCGAGAAAUUCCUGGAUCCCAACGGUCUGCAGGCUCCAGGCUCCGCUGGGCCCCAGAGGAAGAAGAAGGACGACGCAGGCUGCUUCGGAGGCAAGAAGGCCAAAGGCAGGAAAAAUGGUGAAAACGACAAAAACUAUGACACGUUGGAUCUUCCCAAACGCACUGAACCAUCUAGAGGUUUUGAGCUGCUGUAUCAGCCUGAAGUGGUGCGUCUGUACCUGUCUCUGCUGACCGAGAGCCAGAACUACAACACUCUGGAGGCCGCUGCGGGCGCUCUGCAGAACCUCAGCGCGGGACAGUGGACCUGGUCAAACUACAUUCGUGCCACAGUGCGUAAGGAGAAAGGGCUUCCCAUCCUGGUGGAGCUGCUGCGUUCCGACUCAGACAAAGUGGUCCGAGCUGUGGCCAUCGCUCUACGGAAUCUCUCUAUUGAUCGACGCAACAAAGACCUGAUAGGAAGCUACGCCAUGCGGGACUUAGUGAGCAACCUGCCCAGCGGUCAGCAGAGGCCAGCCAAAAACCUGGAGGAAGACACUGUGGUUGCUAUACUCAACACCAUCCACGAGAUCGUGACGGACAGCUCAGAGAACGCUCGCUCCCUCAUUCAAGCACAGGCCAUCGAGAAGCUGGUGGCGAUCAAUAGGACAAGCCAAUCCUCUCGUGAGACAAAAGCAGCUUCACAUGUUCUACAGACAGUGUGGAGCUACAAGGAGCUGAGGAACGCUCUGACCAAGGACGGGUGGAACAAAAGCCACUUCCAGCCCACAGUAACAUCGACCCCGAAAGCAACAAAGAAUGGUAGGACAGGCUACGACGACACCACUUUACCACUAAUGGAGAAAAACCAAGACGGCUACACCACCAUUGACCACCGAGACAAGGAGUGCAAAUACAGGAACGACGGAUCGGUGGUGGACAUGACAGAACGGGAGCCUCUGAAGGCUUAA
Knipowitschia caucasica is the source of this 2811-nucleotide messenger RNA. NCBI's taxonomy places the organism in Eukaryota, Metazoa, Chordata, Actinopteri, Gobiiformes, Gobiidae. The record is from the annotation of a GenBank genome assembly.